This is a messenger RNA of Ascoidea rubescens DSM 1968, 2220 nucleotides long. RefSeq names its product cyclin family protein. Lineage: Eukaryota; Fungi; Ascomycota; Saccharomycetes; Ascoideales; Ascoideaceae. Gene Ontology annotation, molecular function: protein kinase binding; cyclin-dependent protein serine/threonine kinase regulator activity. Gene Ontology annotation, cellular component: nucleus; cyclin-dependent protein kinase holoenzyme complex. The transcript has a single exon. The record is from RefSeq and is a predicted model, not a curated record. Bases 403 to 1929 code for a protein of 508 amino acids. Gene Ontology annotation, biological process: regulation of cyclin-dependent protein serine/threonine kinase activity.
GAGAUCAAAAAUUGAUAUGUUUGGCCUUCAAUACAACCUUUUAAUAAUAUAUCCCUAUAUACGUUUAAUUAUUCUUUUUUUUUUGAUCAUUUUAUUCUUUUCCUGUCCACUUAUACUAUGAUACCAAUGAAAAUAUAUAAAUAAUUCAAUUUCGUUCUUGAAAAUAUCUUUUUUUGUAUAAUUAUCAAUUCCAAUAAGCAUUAUUAGAAUAAUUAAGACUCGUUUCUAGGAAAAGUCAUAUACUCUCCAAUUCAUAAGAAAAGAAAGGAAAACAAAGAAUAACACCAUCACCAAUAAUAAUACCAAUAAUAAUAUCAAUAAUAAUAUCAAUAAUAAUACCAAUAACCACAGCACCCAUAUCCAUUAUUCCAAUAGUAAUACCAGUAGUAACAUCAGUUGAAAAUGUCUGAUUCACAAGCUCUUUCGUUGUUUCUAACUUUCCCAGUCACACAAGACAUGUUGCAAUAUGUUGUCACAACCACCUUAAAAGUCUUGCCUUGCCCAUCCUCAAAGUCUUCAAAGUAUUCAAAGUCCUCGAAAUCCUCAAUUCAAAUUCCUCCAUCGAGUCCUUCACACUCCUCAGAGCCCUCCACACCUUACUUGCCUUCAUUGAUGAGCUUCUUAUCCACCAUCAUUAGGUGCACCAAUGCCUACACCGGAACAUUAAUGGCAACGCUAAUAUACUUGGAAAGAUUGAAACAAAAGCUACCCAGUGGCUCUUCAGCUCAGGAUGCAUCUGCAAGACACCGUAUUCUAUUGGCUGCUUUAAUAUUAUCUGCAAAAUAUAACAACGAUUCAUCCCCUAAAAAUAAGCAUUGGGCAAAGUAUACGAAUGGAUUGUUUACUACCUAUGAAGUUAAUGAAAUGGAAAGACAGUAUCUCUAUUUAUUAGAUUGGGAUGUCAGAUUUGAAACCGAAGAAUUAAUUCACCAUUUGAGACCAUUUUUGGAGCCAAUUAAAGCAGAUAUUAGGAGAACCAUCAAAAUACGCAAAAUAAUUAAACAACAAAAAGUGAAACAGCAACAGCAACAGCAACAACAGAAACAACAGCAAACAAAUGCUAAAAAGGAAAAAGAGCUUAGAAUUAAGCAAGAGCAAAAAAGACAACAACAGUUAAAAGAAGAAAUCUCGUUUUUAAUCAAUGGUGAAGAAACUCCAUCGACCAACAUAAACACCUCCACCAUCAAUAGUCUUCACACUGUCUACAGCGACAACGAUACCAGUUUCAAUAGCGACGAUAACGACACAAGUAUAAGCAGCAUCAGCAGUUCUGGCAGCAACAACUGUACUAAGAAACAUACAAUCAAGAAAGCAGAAAGAAUCUUAUUUCCACCAUUCAACCCAGUCAAAUCUUUAAGAUCAAGUAGUUCCAAUUCAUCGUUAAGAUCUUCAAACCUCUCCAAAGGAAGCUCAACAACAUCUGCAUCUUCUAAUUUAUCUCUCACUUCAGAUUUUGGUUAUUCUUCAGACUUAAGAUCAAGAUCAGGCUCUGAUUUUUCAUUAUCGUCAGCAUCAUCUUUAUCAUUAUCCUCAUAUUCAUUGAAAAAUAAUCAAACUAAAAACCCACAGUGUUUAUCGCCUAUAUUAACAAUAAAUUCAAGUAAGAAUAACAGCAAUGAAUUCGUUCCAAAGAUUUUGAACUUUGAAAAUCCAUUGGACUUGACCAAUAUCAACACAAACAUCAAUAUUGAAAAACACAGAAAUCUUUUAAAACCUUCAAAAUCAAGCAUAAAUUUACACAAAAUUCUCAAAAAUGACAUCGAAUAUUCCAAUAAUCUCAACAGUAAUUUUUCAAACAGUGUGGAAAGCCAACACUCUGAUAGCUUGAAAGAAAAUUAUAAGAUUAACUAUUAUAAAACAUUCUCCAACAAUUUCCACAGUGUUAAUUACAUAAAUGGUUUUCAAAACAUAAGCAGAUCAAUCUAUUAAACCAGAUCACCAGAUCUAUCUGUGAUAUAUUCAGUAACAUGCUUUUCUACUCAAAAUACUAUACCACAAUCUUACUAAUACCCAUAUUCAUAUGUUAUGAUACCCUUUUUGGGGGCAGAUUUAUAAUUUCAAUUCAGUGCUUUUUUUUCAAAUUUAUGUUAUUUGGUACCAUUUCUACUUUAUAGUUUAUACCCAUUUUUUUAAUUCAUGGAAAAUUUUAAUAUUUUAUUUGUAUGUUGUAAUUACUAUUUCUUUUUUUCUCCUUUUUCUUCAAUCUAGUUUUGAUUUUCU